AUGUCACCUAAAUCCAUUGCCAUUAUCGGAGCUGGCCCAGCUGGAUUAGCCUCUCUUUACGAGUUUUUACACACGAAUGCUGAUGGAACCUCCACUUUAACCGACGCAACAAAAUCCUACAAGCAUGCUGCCAAACCUGAAGUACCAGCCUUUACGAAAAUUGUUGCUUUUGAACUGAAGGAUAAAGCCGGUGGGAUUUGGGCACCAGUUACUCCAGAAGCAGACUUACCGGUGCCACCCCAAGAAAUCCUCAACAAGGGCUAUAGCGAUCCAAUUAAUAUUAGACCCAGUAAUGUUGCCCCCGAUGGGGUUGAAGGCGCCACCGUUGACCAUCCGGUGGUGGUUGAAAACGGUGCCAGCUAUACUGGUCCAGGCGGUCUACCACACCAUGGCCCGUUGAUUAAUGAGUUAGAGUGGAGCAGAUCGGGAAUCUUUCCCUUUUUGUUCACCAAUAUCCCCACAAGAUUUACUAGGUACAGCUACUUGCCAAAUGAGGAGGAGUAUCUUUCAAAAGAGAGGAAAAUCUAUCCCUUUUUAACUCAUCAGGAAUUGUCACAAAGGUUUAGUGAUUUUAUCGAGGAUGAAAAUUUAUCACAACAUAUCAGAUUGAAUACGUCGGUGGAGAAUGUCGAAAAACGCGGAGACAAAUGGGUUGUGACUGUGAGACACAAAGUUGGUAAUAAAAGUGCAUGGUAUCAGGAAGAAUUUGACGCGGUUGUGGUUGCCAAUGGCCAUUACACUGUGCCAUACAUUCCUAAUAUCAAAGGGUUGGCAGAGUACAAUGCCAAUUUCCCUAACCGUUUAAGCCACGCAAAAUCGUUUAGAUAUUUGGAUGAGUUUGAAAACAAGGACGUCUUGGUCAUUGGUGGAUCGAUCUCGACGGCCAAUAUUUUGCAAUACAUUGUGCGCGUAGCUAAAUCAGUCACCAAUUCCAAACGGGGCAAACAUAAUGUGUUUCAAUAUAUUAAUGAUGCUUUGGUUUCCGAAGGUAUUACGCCAAAGGGUACCAUCGAUUACAUUGAUCCUAAAACUGGUGAAUUCCAUUUCCAUGAUGGAUCAAUUGGUAAGUACGAUAAGGUUGUCUUUUCCACUGGUUAUCACUACCAUUUUCCCUUCUUUCACAAAGAUGACCAUCUCAAACUAGUCAAUCCCGGAAACUUGUCGCGUGUUGGUGGAUUGUAUCUCAACACAUUUGACCAAAAAGAACCAACUUUAGGAGCUGUUGGUAUUACUGUUUCGCAAUUGAAUUUCCAUACUAUUGAAGCUAGUGCUGCUGCUUUGGCAGGUGUUUGGUCAGGUGCCAAGCAAUUACCACCUGUGGAGGAACAACAGGAAUGGGAAAACAAUUUGGUUGCUAAACGGGGUGAUUCAUUAUUGUUUCAUUAUUAUAACCAACACCAAGCCAAGGACUUUGUUGAUGCUGUUGAGCCUUAUUUCCCUAAGGAUAGGUACAAUCCAAUUGAAAUCGAUGGAGCUUAUGUGACUGAGGUUGAUGAAGGUGGAAACUACUUGGAAAAGUUGUUUUAUGGAUUGAAAGAUGGCAAGAUUAGAAUUGAUGAAACCAAUCCUUUAUAUAAAGAGAAGAACAAGGAGAAGGCGUACAAGAAAGAGCACAAUGAGGUGAUAAAGGGCUCAGACUCGGUUGAUGUUAAUGUUGAAGAAGCCGAAUUAGUUUCAGUUUAG
Messenger RNA from Lodderomyces margitis, 1683 nucleotides. RefSeq lists its product as uncharacterized. The transcript has a single exon. Bases 1 to 1683 code for a protein of 560 amino acids. The record is from RefSeq and is a predicted model, not a curated record. NCBI's taxonomy places the organism in Eukaryota, Fungi, Ascomycota, Pichiomycetes, Serinales, Debaryomycetaceae. Gene Ontology annotation, molecular function: N,N-dimethylaniline monooxygenase activity; flavin adenine dinucleotide binding; NADP binding.